CACAAAACUAGUUAAUUCACUAGUUAAUUUGCUAUAACUCGAAUUAAUAGUUAGAUAAAUAGUUAAUUACUUUUUUACAAUUUUUUAUUAAUUGCUACAUUUGACUCUAGUUUAAAAAAAUAUGUUGUACACAAAACUAGUUAAUUCACUACUUAAUUUAUUAUAACUCGAAUUAAUAGUUAGAUAAAUAGUUAAUUACUUUUUUACAAUUUUUUAUUAAUUGCUACAUUUGACUCUAGUUUAAAAAAUAUGUUGUACACAAAACUAGUUAAUUAACUAGUUAAUUUGCUAUAACUCGAUUUAAUAGUUACAUAAAUAGUUAAUUAGUUUUUUACAAUUUUUUAUUAAUCGCUACAUUUUUUAGAUGGAUCGUCCUAGAUAUUCGGUUGAUAUGGGUAACCUCGAGCGCAACCGAACGAAAGAGCUUGCGAGGAAGAGAUCCCGCAAAGGUAAAUCACAUAUCGGCUCUUCAUCUCAAAGUCGAGAUGAUUUUGAUACGUGUUACGCAAGGAGGGAUGGGGAUGCGAUGACCGACGAACAACUAGAACAAGAAUUGCACCGACAUAAUUCCCGCUUUUUUCAAGACCAACGGAGGACCAUUGACGAAGAAGAGCUCGAGGACGAGGACGACGAUGUGGAGGAAGUAAUUCCAGAGAGCCACGACGACGAGGAGGAGGAGGGUGGCGGCAGCCAUGACGCCGACCAACCAGCCUCAUCCCAAACAGGUACAAAAAAAAGUAAAUCUGAACUAAUGGCUAAUAUUUUUUCUAAGUGGAAGGACCCGAACACCGGGAAUUGGACCGCAACUUGCAAUUGGUGCAAGAAAAACUAUAGCUUGGGGAUUUCCGGCGGAUACGGAUCCGCCACAAGACACCUUAAGUCCAAACACCCGGUGGAGUAUGCAAAAUUAGGCGGCGGAACGGGGAAGCAAACGCCAAUAUCGAGGUUUGUAAAUAACCAACAAGCUUUUGGUAAUUUCUCAUACAAUGAUGCACAAAAUUUGACAGGUAUGGCUAACUUACUUGUUGAAGAAAAUUUGCCUUAUUUGUUUUCUGAAAGUCUUGCUUUUCGUGAUUAUGCACAAACUUGUUUAAAUCCGCAAUAUAGAGGUUAUAGUCGCAAAACGGUUAAGAAAGAAAUUUCAAGGCUUUAUGGUGCGGAAAAGGUAAGGUUACAAAAUUAUUUUGCAAACUUUGAUGGACGUGUUACUGUAUGUUCUGACAUAUGGGAGAAUACUUAUCAUAAUUUACAUUAUUUGGGUCUGACUGUACAUUAUAUUGAUAAUGAUUGGCAUAUGCAUAAACAUGUUCUUGCUUUCCGUGAAUUUAAUGAUCGUCACACCGCUGAACAUAUUUAUAUUUUGAUUGAACGUAUUUUAAUUGAGUAUAAUUUAAUUGAUAAGGUGUUUGCAUUGGUUUUGAUAAUGCUACUCAUAAUACUGCUGCUAUUCCUAGAUUGCGUGAAUUGUGUGGUUCUACUUCUUUGAUGGGUAGAUUUUUUCAUCAACGAUGUGCAUGUCAUGUUCUAAAUUUAUGUGUGCAAGAUGGUCUAAAAGCGUUGGGAGCAUCGUUGGAGGUAGUCAAGGGGGGGAUUAGACGUAUUUGGAGUAAUGGACAACUUAGGAAAAAAUGGCAUGAUUAUUUGAUAGAAAGAGGUGAGAGAUAUGUGGCUUUUCCUAAAGAUUUGUUUAUUCGUUGGAAUAGUACCUAUAAGUUAAUUGGAGUUCUUCUUAGAUAUAAACAACAUUUUCCUGCUUUUAUGAAACAAUAUGAUAACUAUAUUAUAAACUCGACUGAGAUCGACACCUGAGAAAAAAUUUGUAAUGCUUUGAUAUAUUUUAAUAAUGCAACUGAAACUUUUAGUCGUGUUUAUAAACCUACCUCAAACCAAUUUAUUCGCGAAGCUGUUAAUUUCGCCGGUGCUUUUUCAAAUUUUGAGAAUGCUGAUUAUGUGAGUUAUUUUGCUAGUUUUAUGAAGGAAAAGUUUUUAAAAUAUUAUUCACAUAUUCCGCAUAUUUAUGGUAUUGCAUUUGUUCUCGAUCCUCGUUUUAGACUUGGUUCUUUAGAAGAAUGUUUGAAUUAUUAUUAUGCUGCUUUUUUUGGUGCAUUGUCAAUGUAUGAGGACAACCCAAUUGAUCCGAAAAAAGAAUACAACGAGGUUAGUGAUAUAUUUUAUGCAUUAUUUAAUGAGUUUCAUGCACAAUAUGGCAAUGCGCCCCCUCCCCUGACACAAACAUCAUCUAAAGGAAAAUCAAUUUUCAAAUCUACGUUUGCCAAUCUUAUUAAAAAAACGAAAUCAACUCCCGCCACACAACAAAGCACAAUUAAUGAUAUUUCUUUGUAUUUAACUUAUGAUGUUGAUUUUGAAGAAGAUGAUGAUUUUGACGUACUAAACUGGUGGAAGGGAAAAGAAAGAAUGUUCCCGGUUUUAGCAAAGAUGGCUAAGCAAGUGCUAUCAAUGCCGGUUUCAACGGUUGCCGUGGAACAAGAAUUUAGUUCGGCCGGCAAUGUCCUAACACAAACCAGAACGAGGUUGAGCGCUGAAUCUCUUGAGAUGCUUAUAUGCUACCACGAUUGGUUGAAAGCAGCCCGUAGAGCUCAAGAAAUUGACAUCACCCCAUCCCAACACUUUAUGGAUGAAUCUACAACCGAGGGUGGCUCUACCUAUGCCGGAGAUUCCGAUUGAAAUAUUGAAUGAUUGAUUAGUAUUUCAUGUUUUAAAAACAAUUAUAGUUCCUAUUUAAUUUUCAAAUGUAGUUCCUAUUU
Molecule: messenger RNA, 2765 nt
Organism: Cuscuta europaea
Lineage: Eukaryota; Viridiplantae; Streptophyta; Magnoliopsida; Solanales; Convolvulaceae
Source: the annotation of a GenBank genome assembly